ACCAUUACCUAUCUCUUCGCCUACAAAACUCCAAUAGAUUAUUAUUCCAUCUUUCACAUCACUAAACCAACCAAACCUCAUACUACACAGUUCUGACAGUCUAUCUAUUCUGUCUCACUCCAAGCAUCUAAUCCAAUACAACAAACAUAACCUCAACCUACUACACCCAACAAAGACAUACAAACCUCCAACAACCUCACCCAAGAUCCAAAAUGUCCAACCGACACUUCAUCAACGACCCCCAACACCUCGUCCUCACAUCCCUGCAAUCCACCACCCUCCUCAACCCGGGCGUCGCCCUCGACGUCCACAACAAAAUCGUCUACCUGCGCCCCGGUUACGGCCACAACCACAAUGCCUCCUCCUCUUCUUCUUCCAACCAAAGACAAAGAGUGUCGCUAAUCUCCGGCGGCGGCUCCGGCCACGAACCCUCCUUCUCCAGCAUGGUCGGCCGCGGUUUGUUGUCUGCCUGCGUAGCCGGCACCAUCUUCGCCUCUCCCUCAGCGGAACAAGUCCGUACGGCGAUUAUGGGGCGGGUGGACAAUAACGAUCCCUCCAAAGAAGAUGGGGCGGGCGGAGGAGGAGUGCUAGUGGUAGUAAUGAACUACACGGGCGACGUGCUCAACUUUGGUCUCGCCGUCGAAAAAGCCAAAGCCGCGGGCGUGAACGUGGAAAUGGUUGUCGUCGGGGACGACGUCGGUGUUGGCCGGACGAAAGCCGGGAAAGUGGGGAGGAGGGGGAUCGCGGGGACGGUGUUGGUGCAGAAGAUUGCGGGGGCGUUGGCUGCGCAGGGACGGAGUCUCAAAGAGGUGACCAAGGUUGCGAAUCUGGUGGCGGAGAAUAUUGUUAGUGUUGGUGCUAGUCUGGAGCAUGUGCAUGUUCCGGGGAGAAGGGCGGAGGCGGAGGGCGCGGAGUUUAAGGUGUUGAGGGAGGGCGAGGUGGAGAUUGGUAUGGGGAUUCAUAAUGAGCAGGGGAGCAGUAGGGAGAGGGGGAUUGGACUCCCGGAGUUGGUGGGGAAGAUGUUGAAGCAGUUGCUUGAUCGGAACGAUGGGGACAGGGCGUUUUUGAAUGUGAAUUCGAAUGAGGUGGUGGUGUUGGUGAAUAAUCUGGGAGGGGUCAGCCCGUUGGAGAUGGGCGGGAUUGUCACCGAGGUGGUGACGCAGUUGGGCGAGAAGCCAUAUGGGAUCAAGCCCGUGAGGAUCCUGAGCGGCACGUAUAUGACGAGCUUGAAUGGGUUGGGUUUCAGUAUCUCGUUGUUGAAUGUGGUUAAUACGGAUAUUGGCGGGCCGGGCAUGAUUGACUUGCUGGAUUACCAGUGCGAGGCCACGGGGUGGACGGCGCCUAUCUCGAAGCUGACUUGGGAGGAGCAGCGGGAUAACAAGAAUACCCGGGAGAAUGAUGCCAAAUCGGAGGAGGAGGUGAGGCCGUGUGGUCUGACGUUUGAGCCCCAGGAGGCGCAGAAGCAGCUGGUUGCUGGUCUCAAGGCUGUCAUCGCCGCCGAGCCGGAGGUGACCAAGUAUGACACCACGGUGGGCGAUGGUGAUUGCGGUAUCGGUCUGAAGCGCGGUGCUGAAGCAAUCCUGUCCCAUCUCGACUCCAACCCCCUAACAGGCGACGCAGCCAUCGACCUCUCCAAGAUCGUCACCGUGGUUGAGCAAACCAUGGACGGCACCUCCGGUGCUCUCUACGGCAUCUUCCUCAACGCCCUGGUCGCCUCUCUCCACACUGUUGGUGGAGGGGAGUCGGACAAGAAAGCUGCCGACGGCACUGCCUGGGCCGCAGCACUCAAACUGAGUUGCGAGGCCCUCUCCAAGUACACGCCCGCUCGUCCCGGUGACCGCACUCUGAUCGAUGCCCUCUAUCCCUUUGUCGAUGCGCUCGAGAAGACCGGUGAUGUGAAGAAGGCGGCUGAGGCUGCGAAGCAAGGGGCCGAGGGCACCAAGGGUAUGAAAGCCAACUUGGGCCGCACCGUGUACAUUGGCGGGUCUGGAUUCGAGCAGGUGCCGGAUCCGGGCGCCUGGGGAUUGGCAAAGUUCUUCCUUGGACUGGCUGGAAUUGAGAAGUCUGAUGAUGGUUCCUCCAGUAAUAAGCAGGCGAAGGGAUCGGAUGAUGGAUGGGAAGAGGUCACAGGAGAGGCUGAGUUGCCCUAAGAUCUGCUGUAUAUGAUCUUGAUAUACCCCUGAGUAGUUAGUUUGCACCACCAUUUCAAUGACGUACCAUGAAACCAUGAUCAAAGCUCCAGCCGUAGUAAGAGGCA
Molecule: messenger RNA, 2257 nt
Organism: Neurospora tetraspora
Lineage: Eukaryota; Fungi; Ascomycota; Sordariomycetes; Sordariales; Sordariaceae
Product: putative glycerone kinase isoform
Exons: 2
Coding region: 213-2150 (645 amino acids)
Biological process (GO): glycerol catabolic process
Cellular component (GO): cytosol
Molecular function (GO): glycerone kinase activity; ATP binding
Source: RefSeq, a predicted model, not a curated record